AUUGCAAUACAAUCACUACAAAAUAAUUAAAAUGAGAUUAAUACUGUGUGUAGCAACGUUAUCAGUUAUAUUUGCUGGCCCAGCUGCAAGUCUUCCAGAAUGUGAAACAACAGAAAACUGCGCACCAUCAACAGCAACAUGUGUGAACAACUUCUGCCAAUGCCCGCCAGGUGAAGUUUUCAAUAUCGACAAUACGAAAUGUAUUAAAGUUGUCAAUAAAAUGGAGGGAAGUUGUGAAGUAAACGCGCAGUGCGCCAUUAUCAGUGGGCCUGUAUCCUGUCGUGAAGGCAAAUGCCAAUGUCCUGAAGAUCAUGUAUAUCUAAAGAGACAAUGCAUCUAUAAGAAACUAAACGAUGAUGUAUGCACUAGCAAUGAUCAAUGUUUUGAUGGCCUGGAUUAUAAUUCACGUGUGUGUCAAAAGGGGCAAUGUAAAUGCGCUGAAGGAUAUUAUGACCGGAGUGGGAUUGAUUGUCGCAGAAAAGCUGCAUUGGAAGAGGCUUGUUCAUUGAAUAUGGAUUGUCAAGAUGAAAAUACUUUCUGUGACAACAAAAAAUGCAGAAAAAUUGGUAGCGGCCGCAAAAACAUUGACACUUCUUAUCAAGAAGAUGAUAUUGACGAUAAUCGUGACGAUAAUGUAACUAUAAGUAAAAGUAUCUUAAAAGAUGGUAAAGCAUUGAACGAAGCUUGUUCCUCUGGUGAUACUUGUGCAGACACCAACGCCAUCUGUAAUACACUAUCCUAUACCUGCCUGUGUCGCAAUGGUUACUUUGAACAGUCAAAGAAAUGCGUUGCAGAAUUAGGAAUGAAAUGUUCCGAUGCAUCCGAAUGUGGUAAUAAGAUGUUAUGCGAGAAAGGCGUGUGCACUUGUGAAGCAGGCAACCACUACAGCACCACUAAUACAAUAUGUCGUGGGACUGCGUAUCAAAUCGACGGUGGCCUCAAAUGCAGCACCGCCGUUUCCUGUCGUAUUCUCAACGCACAUUUCGACUGUCCCGAUGAUAAACUCUGUAAAUGCAACAAAGGUUUCAAACUGGAUGAUGAUUUUAUCUGCCGGGCGAGUUGCAGCAGAGAUUACGACUGUGAGAAAGCAAAUCAGAUCUGUGACGCGACUAAUACAUGCGUGUGUGGUCCGGAGUACCUACUCACAGAUGGCGAGUGUAAACCACGUAUAGGUGGCGUUUGUACCACUUCAACAGAAUGCACCGAAAUGGUUCCAAAUUCUGUGUGUAACAAAAUAUGCAUGUGUGUUGAAGGUUAUGUUGAUCAUGAAUACGAAUGCUAUAAAGAAGUAGAAAUGGGCAGGGAAUGUGUUCAAAACGUUCAAUGCGCUAGAAAAUGGAAUUCAACAUGCGGAUUAGACAAUGACAAGAAAAUCUGUAAAUGCGAUACUGGUUAUCUAAACGUAGGAGGAAACUGUCUACGUAUUGCUACACACAUUGGUGAUUAUUGUACACAUCCAUCAGUUUGUAUGCAGGAUUCUUUAUGUAAAAAAUCCAAAUGUACGUGUAAGGAGGGUUUCAUGCCUAGAAAAGACAAAAUUAGUUGUGUGACAAAAAGCUCAGACAAUUCAGCACCUGGUAAAUUAACCGCCUCUGAGAUAACUUGUCUCGCCAUGAUGAUUUUUACGCUUUUUAAUGUUUUUAAUUAAUAAUUGUUUUCGUAUUCAGUUGUUGUUGGUUGUUGUAACGUUGUAAUUUGCAUAAUAAAUUAUUGACCGGUG
This is a messenger RNA of Dalotia coriaria, 1720 nucleotides long. RefSeq names its product prion-like-(Q/N-rich) domain-bearing protein 25. Lineage: Eukaryota; Metazoa; Arthropoda; Insecta; Coleoptera; Staphylinidae. The coding region runs from base 32 to 1648 and encodes 538 amino acids. The record is from RefSeq and is a predicted model, not a curated record. The transcript is spliced from 5 exons.